Molecule: messenger RNA, 1111 nt
Organism: Oncorhynchus kisutch (coho salmon)
Lineage: Eukaryota; Metazoa; Chordata; Actinopteri; Salmoniformes; Salmonidae
Product: ribonuclease P protein subunit p25-like protein
Exons: 2
Coding region: 132-845 (237 amino acids)
Biological process (GO): tRNA 5'-leader removal
Cellular component (GO): ribonuclease MRP complex
Molecular function (GO): RNA binding
Source: RefSeq, a predicted model, not a curated record
UAUAUAUCUACUACAACUCCCAGAAUGUAUCGGGGCUCUUUAAUGCUUUUUGCAGCAGCGGCGAACGUCAUACGAUCAGAGCCCUUUGCGACAUACGGAUGUCCUAUGUUUUCGGAUAAGGUACAGAUGACAUGGAGAACUACAGUAAGGCGCGAACGGUGGAACAGCCCUGCCCCUGCCCAUUCCCUGGCCUCUCCAGCGACACCAAUGAGGUUAGAGUGAAGGAUGGCAGCAAGAUCCGCAACCUCAUGCGCUACGCCCUGAGCCGCAUGGAGGUCAAGCCCAGAGCGCUGGAAGGCGAGGGGAUGCAGCCUAAGAGCGAAGAAGGGGGUAGCACCACCGAAGUCCAGGAAGCACCAUGCUCCCAGGCACUGGAAAAGAUGCCUAGCCGGCAGAUAGUAUUCACUGGGAUGGGGAAGGGGGUCUCCAAGGCCAUCACGUGUGUGGAGAUCCUGAAGCGCCGUGUGAAAGGCUUGCACCAGCAGACCAGGCUACUCUUCAGCACUGUCCUGGAGGUGUGGGAACCCCUGGAGCCUGCGGCAGGCCUGGACAGCCUCACCGUCAGUAGGAACAUACCUGCUAUCUGGGUACUGCUCUCCAGAGACCCCCUGGAUGCCAGCCUGCCUGGAUACCAGGCUCCAGGGAACUUUGAUGCCCUGUGGGCACAGGCUGCCAAGGAGGAUGCAGGGGUGGCUGGUGGACAGAGACAUGGGGGCAGGAGGAAGAGGGGAGGUGGUGGUGGCAGGGGUAAGGGACCAGGAGGCCCUGUCAGACAGACUGAUCGAUCCAGAGAGCCAGGAAAAGGCCAGAGUCGUGGUAAGGGGGCGCUGGCAGGGCAGGAAUGAGAUGUGUUCUGUGUGUGGAAGAGGCCUUUGGACCAACCAGUUAUAAUCACAAGACAGUCCCCCAUCGGCCGAUGAGUGCACAAAAUAUCAACCUUUCCAACUUUUCCGUUAUUGUGUUAUGACUCACUUUCUGGGAGAGAGGAUGUGAGCGAGUGCCUAAGGUCAUAGGUCAAGCCUGAGUAUUUUCAGACUUUCUUUGUGCUCUUAUAUUUAAGUUCAAUAUUUUGUCUCAUUUAUAAGUAAAUAAAGUGUAGCCUGUACAUGAU